Messenger RNA from Cylicostephanus goldi, 266 nucleotides. Lineage: Eukaryota; Metazoa; Nematoda; Chromadorea; Rhabditida; Strongylidae. The record is from the annotation of a GenBank genome assembly.
AUGUUGAGCAGCGCCGACAUCGAGGCAGUGAGGAUAUGGGCAGGCUGUGCCGUCCCCGGCAUACUAGACAAAGUGGCGCUUAUUUGUGGCAUGAUUGUCAUUGUGCUCGCAUGGGUGCAUGGGGCCAUGCAAUUCAUAAUGUAUUGGCCGACCUUCGCAAGACGUGUGGAGGGAGCGGGAGCAGUGAAGGGCUGGAAGGAGGCGGUGGAGGUGGUUGAGGAGAGAGGUGAAGAGAGUGGAGGUGAGCUACCUGUAAUAAGUUAAUC